AUGGAACUACCGGGAUGGAAAGCUGCGUUGACCAUGUCUCAGCGCUACGAGACAAUCCAAAAAAUACAAGCCUCCCUCGCUACAACUAGCAUGAGUGAGGCCAUCGCCAUAGAACAGGCCGCCUACCAAAUCGCUUCUACUCAGGACGAGUACAAUCUCGCCUGUCAGCCAACCUCGACACCGACGCCUCCGCCUCCUCAGGAGGAAGAGGAGGGUGACUCUGGGAUACGCAUUGGGCCUUAUGGGAACUGUAGGCCUGUUUCGGAUGGUGUAACUUCAGAGGUCUUUCGUUCGGGUGAUAGGGCGCUUAAGGUCAUUGUGACUUAUCAGGAUAUUGAGCCGCAUAAUCCGCAGAGGGAGGCCAAGAUACUCAAGGGAUUGCGAGAACCGUGUAUUCCCCUCCUCGAAACAUUUCGCGAUCAGGAGCAGAGAUUCGUGCUGGUCUUUCCGUUCAUGCCGUACACUCUGGCAGACCUUCUCGCCAACGGUCCUUUACCGCUCGACGCUGUCCGAUCUAUCUUCCGAGAUGUUCUGCACGCCCUGAAGGAUAUACACGCACAAGGCAUCAUCCACCGAGACAUCAAACCGUCUGCAAUCCUCAUCUCAUCUCCAACUGGUCCAGCAUAUCUCUCCGACUUUGGCACAGCUUGGCAUCCCGAGCUAUCAACCCACUCAGAACCAGCAGAGGCUAAGAUCCUCGACAUCGGAACGGGCCCUUACCGCGCGAUGGAACCUCUCUUCGUACAUACAUCCUAUGGACCAGAGGUUGAUAUGUGGGGAGUAGGAGUAAUGCUUUCAGAAGUACUCCGCGAUCCUCCAACCCCUGUAUUCGAGUCUCGCGCGGCCCAUGAAAAUGGUAAUGAGCUUGGCCUUAUCCUCAGCGUCUUCAAAGCCAUUGGUACGCCCACGCCUGAGACAUGGCCUGAGGCAAAGCAGUUCAGGGUCGCACCUUUCGAGCUCUGGACUGUGUUCCCCGCUCGUCCAUGGGAAGAGCUUCUUCCGAAUGUAGACCCUGACUUCAUCGACCUCGUGUCAUCGCUCCUUCGCUACGAUAGUCAGCGACUUACUGCUGAGCAGGCUCUUGCUCACAAAGCCCUGGCCGUGAACCCGUGA
Molecule: messenger RNA, 1113 nt
Organism: Fusarium mangiferae
Lineage: Eukaryota; Fungi; Ascomycota; Sordariomycetes; Hypocreales; Nectriaceae
Exons: 4
Coding region: 1-1113 (370 amino acids)
Biological process (GO): protein phosphorylation
Cellular component (GO): cytoplasm; nucleus
Molecular function (GO): ATP binding; cyclin-dependent protein serine/threonine kinase activity
Source: RefSeq, a predicted model, not a curated record